UGGAUGCUGUAGUUUGAAUCGAACUUCUGUUCUUAAUUUUGAUUGUGGCUUCUGGCAGAUUUUAAAAUUUUUGUGAUAUUCGUGUUCUGCUUUUGUUAACCCGGAACAAGCUAAGAAUCCGUUCAGGGGCAUAUGCCGGAAAACAAACCUCCAUUCCUUCCUUCCUUAAUUUUGAAAUAUUUGUAAUGUAUAAAAACUCUCAGAAGCCAAAUGUGAUUGAAUCAAUAUCCAUGGCACCUAAUUUGUUCAUUAAAAAUGCUCACACAGAUUGAUUUGGGGACAGGUUACGGAACCAACGAACAGAGAAAAAAUAUUGCCUAUAAAUCAUCAAGAUUAAAUAUAUGAACAAUAGAAGUUUAACAAUUCCUGCUUCCUUAGGGUUAAAUAUACGCAGUUAACUCUGUACUUUUCAACAAGGCUUGCUAUCUCAUCUACUCAAUGAUUUAGAAAAGAAGUUAUGUUAUAUAUGCAAAAAAAGCAAGUAAUUCUCUGAAAAAUUAAAAAAAUAUAUAGCAUGCACAAUAUCAGCAUAUCUAAUAGAUACUUCUGCUUAGCUUCACAGAUACUUAUGAUUUAACAUGAUGAAAACUUUUAAUCAGAUUUAACUUGUGUUGCAAAAGAUUUUCUUAAAAGCAUGCUGUAGCGAGGCAUAUUCUAACACUUGUGAAAGAAAAGCCUGUCUGUAGAUCAUACUAUAUAAAAUAUUUUCUAAUCAAAGCACUCAAAUUUGGAAUAUAUACAAGCUUACCAAAGAAUUCUGCAAAAUGUGUACUAAAGUCUUUUCUACGCAGGAAUAUAUAAUACCACAAGUCUCGACGCAUAUUAAAGAGAAACCAUUUGUUUGUAAUGUGUGUGAUAAAGUAUUUUCUCUCAAAGGAAUUUUAAAGACACAUUUAAGAACGCAUACUCAAGAGAGUCCGUAUGUUUGUGAGGUUUGCAGUAAAGCGUUUUCUCACGAAAGAAAUUUGAAGGUACAUUUAAAAGUACAUUAUCUGAAUACAGGAGAUAAUCCAUACGCUUGUAAUGUGUGUGGUAAAGUAUUCUCCCACAAAGGAAAUUUAAAGACACAUUUAAGGACGCAUACGAAAGAGAAACCGUAUGUUUGUGUUUGCAAUAAAGCGUUUUCUUUACUGGGAACUUUAAAGAGUCAUUUAAGGACGCAUACGAAAGAGAAACCGUAUAUUUGUGAGAUAUGCAAGGAAGCGUUUUCUCACAAAAAUAGUUUAAAAAUACAUUUACUGUCGCAUACGAAAGAGAAACCGUAUGUUUGUGAGAUAUGCAAUAAAGCAUUUUCUCUACGAGGAUAUUUAAAGACACAUUUGAUGACGCAUAUGAAAGAGAAACCGUAUGUUUGUGAGAUUUGCAAUAAAGCGUUUUCUCGCGAAGAUAGUUUAAAGUUUCAUUUACUGACGCAUACGAAAGAGAAACCGUAUAUUUGUGAGAUAUGCAAUAAAGCGUUUUCUCACAAAAAUUAUUUAAAGAGACAUUUAAGGACGCAUACGAAAGAGAAAACGCAUACGAAAGAGAAACCGUAUGUUUGUGAGAUAUGCAAUAAAGCGUUUUCUCUCAAAAAUAGUUUAAAGACACAUUUGAGGACGCAUACGAAAGAGAAACCAUAUGUUUGUGAGCUUUGCAGUAAAGCGUUUUCUGAGGCAGGAAAUUUAAAGAGACAUUUAAGGACGCAUGCGAAAAAGAAACCGUAUGUUUGUGAGGUAUGCGGUGAAGCGUUUUCUUACAAAAGAAGUUUAAAGAUACAUUUAAGGACACAUACGAAAGAUAAUCCAUAUGCUAAUAAUGUGUGCGAUAAAGUAUUUUCGCAUAAAUAAUACAAAGUAAUAAUUGAUACUGUGUAGUAAUUUAAAUAAAUUCCCACUAAAUUUG
Messenger RNA from Argiope bruennichi, 1881 nucleotides. RefSeq names its product zinc finger protein 569-like. The transcript is spliced from 3 exons. Bases 765 to 1826 code for a protein of 353 amino acids. Gene Ontology annotation, biological process: regulation of transcription by RNA polymerase II. Lineage: Eukaryota; Metazoa; Arthropoda; Arachnida; Araneae; Araneidae. The record is from RefSeq and is a predicted model, not a curated record. Gene Ontology annotation, molecular function: RNA polymerase II cis-regulatory region sequence-specific DNA binding; DNA-binding transcription factor activity, RNA polymerase II-specific. Gene Ontology annotation, cellular component: nucleus.